This is a messenger RNA of Paramacrobiotus metropolitanus, 1498 nucleotides long. Its product is annotated as 26S proteasome non-ATPase regulatory subunit 8-like. Gene Ontology annotation, biological process: proteasome-mediated ubiquitin-dependent protein catabolic process. The coding region runs from base 359 to 1213 and encodes 284 amino acids. Gene Ontology annotation, cellular component: cytosol; nucleus; proteasome regulatory particle, lid subcomplex. NCBI's taxonomy places the organism in Eukaryota, Metazoa, Tardigrada, Eutardigrada, Parachela, Macrobiotidae. The record is from RefSeq and is a predicted model, not a curated record. The transcript is spliced from 6 exons.
CGUUUCGGUUUCACUUUGAAAUAAAUACCAAAUCAGAAAAUAAAUCUUGUCCGCAACUUUCAUGAAACUCUUUCGAUAGUCGAUUUUGGAGUAUUUGAUUUAGGAUUAGUUUGAAUAUUCACCGAAGAGGGCUGACGUUCUGAGUUCGUGUCUUUGAUUGCUGUUCACAUUGUACUGCGGAAACGAGUCCAGAAGUCCGAAUUCUCGGCGCUUUCACGGAAUCACAGUUUUUCAUUUUGCAAUUACAAAACUUUAGCGGUACUCUUCAUUGGCCGCCUUUUACAGCUUUUCUCGGUUUCUCGUCUAGCAAUAUCUUGUGAUUAAUCGGAUCCAGCAGUUAAUAAUUACGUGUGCAAAGAUGGCGAUCGGCCUGCAGAACGUGAUGGGACUGUAUCGCCAGCUCACUGAAGAAUGGAACAAGCGUCCUAUGGAGAAGAAGAAAUGCGAAACACUGCUUAACAACCUGAAGGUAGCCUUAACGGAACACCAUUUUAUCCCGACAACAGAGGGCGAAGCGUCCAAGCAAGAAAUUAUCUUGGCCAGAGACGUACUGGAAAUGGGCGCUCAGUUCGCUAUUUUCGACAAGGAUCUCAAAGGCUUCCAGCGGCACAUUGACCAGUUGAAAGUUUACUACUACGAUGUCAAAGGCGGGAUUGCGGAUUCCGCCAUGAUGAAUCAGUUCCUGGGCUUGUAUCUGCUGUCACUGUUGGCGGAGAAUCGUCUGGGUGACUUCCACAGUGAAGUGGAGCUCAUGUCGUUGGAUACGAUUGAGAAGGAUCCCUAUCUGCGCUUUCCCGUGCAGCUGGAACGCUGUCUCAUGGAGGGCAGCUUCAGCAAGAUCUUCGUGGCGCACAAGAACGUCCCAGCGCCCAGUUAUGGGUAUUUUAUGGAGUUGCUUGCCAAGACAACCAGGGCAGAAAUUGCUAAAUGCCUAGGCCGUGCCUGUCCGGUCAUCAGUGCGGAAACCGCCAGAAAGAUGUUAUUUCUGGACUCGGAAGCGGAUCUGAAGAAAUUUGCGGAUGAGAAUAAAUGGAAGAAACAAGGCACUUCGUUUGUAUUUGACACCGAACGAAAUUUGGUUAUGGAUGAACUGAAUGUGGAUGCUAUGGAUACCGAUAGAGAAAUCAAUGUUGCUGAUCAUACUGCCCUUUCAUAUUCGGACGUUGCCGAAACGAUGCUCAGCUAUGCAAAGGAGUUGGAAAAGAUUGUAUAGAUAAGUUGUCUGGACAUCAUACAUACUUACACUGUUUUUUAACGCGAGGUCUGGGAUUUGUUUUGUUAGCCUUUCUUUUCUUCAGUCAUUCGAACUUAGAAUUACUUGUUAGUUAGUUCGGACGAAUAAAGUUGUGGGUUCUGAAUUCAACUUCGAAAAGCAGCUGUUAACCAUGUACUGGCGAAAAUAUGGUACAAAUUAAAGUACCUACUUAUUUGAAGCUGCUGUUUGUUAUAAAAUAAGCUGUUGUUAUAAUAAUGUACGGGCACAAGAUUUCGUAAAUCG